AUGCAGAUAUUCCCCAUCGCAAGAAUCCUAACACUCUUAGGCCCCGUCAACGCCGUGACCUACUCCAACGCCGGAGGCACGUACAUCCUCACAGGCUCCUCCGACAGAGCCAUCCACCUAUCGCGCGCAGUCCCAAACAACACAAACUCAAACACCCCCUCAACAAUCGAAACCACCUCCCCAAUCCAAAAAUACGAAGCACAUGGCUACUCCGUCCUCGACGUCGCCGUCGCAUCAGACAAUGCCCGCUUCGCCAGCGUAGGCGGCGACCGCCAGAUGUUCCUCUGGGACGUGGAACAAGGCAUCACAACACGGCGCUGGUCCGGCCACAACAGCCGCAUUGAAGCGGUCCAGUUCGCCGGCGAGGGCGACUCCGUCGUUGUAACGGACACGACGAUUAAUCUGUGGGAUACGCGCGCUUCGAGCCACAAGCCUAUUCAGACGCUUGCUGAGGCGACUGAUACGGUUUCUUCGCUGCAUGUCCAUGCCCCGACGUAUGCGAUUGCGAGUGGGAGCUAUGAUGGCCGCGUGCGCGUUUAUGAUAUCCGUAUGGGACAGGCUACUGUUGACGUCCUUGGACAUCCGGUUACGAGUGUGCGUUGCUCUGGGGAUGGAAAUGCGGUACUGGUUUCUACGCUGGAUGGGUAUAUUCGGAUGUUGGAUCGGAGGGAUGGGAAGCUUUUGAAUGCGUUUGGGGGGAAGGCGAGGCCUGGGAUGACGAUUUCCAAGCAUGAGUAUCGUAAUAAGGAGUUGAGGGUUCGGUCGGUGUUUGCGCAGGGUGAUGCGGUUGUUUUGGCGGGGAGUGAGGCUGGGGAGGAGGGGGCUGCGGCUUUUGCUUGGGAUGUUAUUAAGGGGGAAGUCAUUUCUGCUGUUCCUGUUGGGGCAUUGGUUAAGGCCGUUAGUUGUGUUGCUUGGAAUGAGAAAGAAGGGAAUUGGGCUGCUGGGUGCUCUGAUGGUAUGUGCAUGCUGUGA
This is a messenger RNA of Penicillium soppii, 972 nucleotides long. Its product is annotated as WD40 repeat domain-containing protein. The record is from RefSeq and is a predicted model, not a curated record. Gene Ontology annotation, cellular component: catalytic step 2 spliceosome. Gene Ontology annotation, molecular function: protein binding. The transcript has 2 exons. Gene Ontology annotation, biological process: mRNA splicing, via spliceosome. Lineage: Eukaryota; Fungi; Ascomycota; Eurotiomycetes; Eurotiales; Aspergillaceae. The coding region runs from base 1 to 972 and encodes 323 amino acids.